GCUUCUAUUAGAUUACAAUUUUCACAAUUGAUUAAGUCCAAGUCAAUGAAUUGUAUUUUUAAUAUUAUCAAUGAACUGUCAAUCUAUUCAAGUUCAUCAUUAGCCAAUUACGAGUAGUUGAAUAAACAACCUCUUUUAGACUAAAAUGAUAAACAAGCCCAUGUGAAUACAUAUACCAACUUAUCAUGAAGCAUUCACACAAAACAGCAGAAUUAAUAAUUGAAUAAGAAGACUGAGAUGAAAAAUAAUACUAAAGUCAAUGAGUUGUAUUUUAACAAUCUUGAAAUUAUUGUAAAUCCAGAUCUACCUAUUUCAACUACACUUCAUAUACCAAACAACUCUCUUUUCCAUUAUUUCUCAAACAAAGGCUUCUAUUGCUAAACUUCAGACCCUGAAAAGGUACUCUUUAUACAUCAGUCUUGAGAACUUGAAGGGGAAGGAAGGAAAGCAGUGAAAAUUAAAAACAUGGAAAGAGGAAAACAAAAUCAAGAAGAAAGAGAGGAAGAGAAAGCAAAUAACUCAUCGGAAUCAUUUUCUGCUCUUCGCAAGGACGUUGUCAACUUUCUGAAUUUCAUGGAGAGGUUAAAGAAUGAAGAAGAUCAAAAGUCUGUUGACGUGGUCGAUCAAAUUGAAAAGCUGAAAUCAGAGCUGGCAUUUAUUUGUACAUAUGUCCAGCUUUCUUAUUCCGAUUUGGAGCAGUUUGAAGAUAUAAUGACUGUCAAAGGACAAGAGGUUGAGAAUCUGCUUCAAUCAAUUCUGUAUGAUGUUGACAACAACGUCGGGUAUAAAUACGACAUGCAUCAUGUCCUUACUAGCCUCAGGGUUAACAUCAGUCAUUGUAUCAGCUCACAUCAUCAUUAUAAAUCAAGUGCCACCAUGCUUGAGGAGCAGUUGAACUUCCUCCUCCUGAAUCUCCAUCAUCUAUCAAAGUUUCUUGCUGAGCAGAAGUUUCCGUUACUGACUCAGUAUGAGAUUCUUCAGAAUGUGUGUGGCAACAUGAAAGAUUUCCAUGGGUUGAUAGUGAAUGGUUGCGUUGAGCACGAGCUUGUUGAAUAUAUCUUACCUCAGUUUCAAGUCAUGGCUGAGAGAGUAGGACACUUCAUUUGGAAUGAUCAAAUUGAUGGAGAGUCUCGACUCUUCAAGCUAGCACAUCUACUCAUGAAGAUUAUUCCGAUUGAGUUGGAGAUUAUGAAAAUUUGUUUUACAAAUUUGAAAGCUUCAACUUCAGCAGAAAUUGGACGCUUCAUUAAGCAACUCAUGGAAAUCUCUCCGGACAUUCUUAGAGAUUAUCUGAAUCAUCUACAGAAGCAUAUGAUAAAUGUUGUUACCACAACUACUUCAGGGGCUCGAAACAUUCAUGUCAUGAUAGAGUUCCUAUUAAUUAUUCUUUCUGAUAUGCCCAAGGACUUUAUUCAUCAUGACAAAUUAUUUGAUCUUUUGGCUCGUGUUGGAGCACUUACCAGGGAGGUAUCAACUCUUGUUCGCGACUUAGAAGAGAAAUUAAGGAACAAAGAGAGUACUGAUGAAACUAAUUGUGCAACCCUAAAGUUGCUGGAAAAUAUUGAACUCCUCAAGGAAGAUCUAAACCAUGUUUAUCUGAAAGUUCCGGACUCAUCUCAAUGUUGCUUCCCCAUGAGUGAUGGACCACUCUUCAUUCAUCUGCUACUCAUACACUUAGAUGAUUUGCUAGAUUCCAAUAUCUAUUCAAUUGCUUUAAUAAAGGAAGAAAUUGAAUUGGUGAAAGAAGGCCUAGAAUCCAUAAGAUCAUUUUUUGUGAAUGUUGAGCAAGAAUGGUAUAAAGAUCUUUGGGCAAGUGUUUUAAAUGUGGCAUAUGAGGCAAAAGAUGUAAUUGAUUCAAUAAUUGUUCGAGAUAAUGGUCUCUUACAUCUUAUUUUCUCACUUCCCAUUACCAUAAAGAAGGUCAAGCUUAUUAAAGAAGAGGUCUCCGAUUUACACGAGAAGAUUCCCAAGGACAGAGGUCUCGUUGUUGUAAACUCCCCCAGGAAGCUAGUUGAAAACGAGUCAUCACCGGCUGGUAAAAUAAUUGUAGGUUUUGAGGAGGAGACAAAUUGGAUAAUGUGGAAGCUCACCAGUGGACCUGCAGAUCUAGAUGUCAUUCCGAUAACUGGUAUGCCGGGUUCGGGUAAAACUACUUUGGCGUACAAAGUAUACAAUGACAAAUCAAUUUCUAGUCAUUUCGACCUUCGUGCAUGGUGCACAGUCGACCAAGAGUAUGACGAGAAGAAUUUGUUGAAUAAAAUUUUUAAUCAAGUUAAUGGCUCUGAUUCAAAAUCGAGUGAGAAUAUUGAUGUUGCUGAUAAGCUACGGAAACAACUGUAUGGAAAGAGGUAUCUGAUUGUCUUAGAUGACGUGUGGGAUACUACUACAUGGGAUGAGUUAACAAGACCUUUUCCUGUAGUUGAGAAAGGAAGUAGAAUUAUUUUGACAACUCGAGAAAAGGAAGUGGCUUUGCAUGGAAAGCGCAACUCUGCUCCUCUUUACCUUCGAUUACUAAGACCAGAAGAAAGUUGGGAGUUAUUAGAGAAAAGGGCAUUUGGAAAUGAGAGUUGCCCUGAUGGCCUAUUAGAUGUUGGUAAGGAAAUAGCCCAAAAUUGUAAAGGGCUUCCUUUGGUGGCUGAUCUGAUUGCUGGAGUCAUUGCAGGGAAGGAAAAGAAAAAGACUGUGUGGCUUGAAGUUCGAAAUAAUUUGAGUUCCUUUAUUUUGAACAGUGAAGUGGAAGUGAUGAAGGUUAUAGAAUUAAGUUAUGACCACUUGCCACAUCACCUGAAGCCAUGCUUGCUUUACCUUGCAAGUUUUCCAAAGGACACUGCAAUGGAAAUCUGGAUGGUGAAACAUUUAUGGCGUACUGAAGGACUUGUGGAACAGACAGAGAUGAACAGUGUGGAAGAAGUGAUGGAUGUUUAUUUGGAUAACUUAAUUUCCAGCAGCUUGGUAAUUUUUUUCAAUGAGAUAGGUAGGUACCCGACUUGCCAACUUCAUGAUCUUGUGCAUGACUUUUGUUUGAUAAAAGCAACAAAGGAAAAGUUUUUUGAGCAGCUAAGUUCAAGUGCUCCAUCUUCUUCUUCAGAUUUGAUGCCACGUAUAGUGAAAAUGACUUAUGACAGUGAGUUCUUUCGGCUUAACAAUUUUUUCCUGUUCAGUCCACAAAAGAAAAGGCAUUCUGGUAAACACCUCUAUUCCUUGAUGAUAACUGGAGAUGAGCUGGACGAUCGUCUUUCUGAUAUAUGUCACUUAAGACACUUGAGGCUUCUCAGAGUGUUGAACCUGGAUCCUUCUAUCAUUGUGAAUAAUUUUUUGCUGAAUGAAAUAUGCAUGUUGAAUCAUUUGAGGUGCUUAUGCAUUGGGACAGAAGUUAAAUCUCUGCCUUUGUCGUUCUCAAACCUCUGGAAUCUGGAAAUCCUGGGGGUGUCUAAUGAAGGAUCAACCUUGGUACUAUUACCGAGAAUUUGGGAUCUUAUAAAGUUGCGAGUGCUGGCCAUGAGUCCUUGUUCUUUCUUUGAUUUGGAUGCAGAUGAACCAAUACUGAUAGCAGAGGACACAAAGUUAGAGAAGUUGACACAUUUAGAGUAUCUCAAGCUUUCCUAUUCGAAAGACACAGAGGAUAUUUUCGAAAGGUUUCCCAAUCUUGUAGAUCUUACUAUUGAUAUUAAGGAAUCAUGGGAUUAUUCAACAGAGCAAUAUUGGUUCCCGAAAUUGGAUUUCCUAACUGAACUAGAAUCCCUCGAAGUAGUUUUUGAAAGUUCAAACACAAACGACAGUUCGCCCUUUGCAGCGACAAAUAGGCCAUGGGAUUUUCACUUCCCUACGAGUUUGAAACAAUUGCGGUUGCUUGAUUUUCCACUGACAUCCGAUUCACUAUCAACAAUAGCGAGACUCCCUAACCUUGAAGAGUUGUCCCUUUAUGAUACAAUCAUCAAGGAGGGAGAAUGGAACAUGGGGGAGGAAGACACCUUUGAGAAUCUCAAAUGUCUGAAGUUGAGCAAAGUGACUCUUGCUAAUUGGGAAGUUGGAGAGGAAUCCUUUCCAGCACUUGAGAAAUUAAAACUGCAGGGAUGUUAUAUGCUUGAGGAGAUUCCGCCUUGUUUCGGGGAUAUUUUUUCAUUGAAAAUUAUUAAACUUGUAGACAGCCCUCAACUUGAAGAUUCCGCUAUGAAGAUUAAGGAAUAUGCUGAAGAUAUGAGGGCAGGAGACGAGCUUCACGUCGUUGGCCGGAAGAAUAUCCCCUUAUUUAAGUAGCUCUUAAGAAUUAUGUGAGAACAGGUUCUUCUCCAUUCUUUGGCUGUUCUGAUUCUUGUUUGUAAAGAUAUGGCAACUGAGCGUAAUUCAACCUCAAAAGCUAGCAUUGUCCAAGUCCAUAUAAGCGAUCCACCAGUCCACUCCCCAACUAAUGUGGGAUUUUUACCCACUCUAACACCCCCUUCACGCCCAGGCCCAACUAGAGCGUGGAUCGGGAGCCCAAAUGGGGAUGGACCUUGCUCUGAUAUCAUGUAAAGAUAUGACACCAGGGCUUGAUUCUUUGCUGAAUGAAAUAUGCAUGUUAGUUCAUUUGAGGGUCUUAAGAAUUGAGAUAGAAGUUAAAUCCUUGCCUUUGUCUUUCUCAAACCUAUGAAGAUUCUGUUGUGAAGAUCAAGGUAUAUGCUGAAGAUAUGAGGGGAGAGGACGAGCUUCAAGUCGUUGGCCGGAAUAAUAUCCCGUUAUUUAAGUAUCUUUUUUCAGCAUUAUGUGUGAAAAGUGACAGACGAAACCUAGCAGAAUAGACAGUAAGUUGUGCUUUGCUGGGUAGAUUGUAUAUGAUUAAGAAAAUUCUGUUACAGUUGUUAUGAUACAUUUUGUGCGACUUUUGUAUGUUUCUUUUAGAAAACUUACAAGUUUUUAAUACAUGUGUCAUUUGUUGAUUUGUCCA
Messenger RNA from Solanum dulcamara, 4924 nucleotides. RefSeq names its product putative late blight resistance protein homolog R1A-3. The record is from RefSeq and is a predicted model, not a curated record. Gene Ontology annotation, biological process: defense response to other organism. The transcript has 3 exons. Bases 466 to 4257 code for a protein of 1263 amino acids. Gene Ontology annotation, molecular function: ADP binding. NCBI's taxonomy places the organism in Eukaryota, Viridiplantae, Streptophyta, Magnoliopsida, Solanales, Solanaceae.